Thelazia callipaeda (thelaziosis nematode) is the source of this 3132-nucleotide messenger RNA. NCBI's taxonomy places the organism in Eukaryota, Metazoa, Nematoda, Chromadorea, Rhabditida, Thelaziidae. The record is from the annotation of a GenBank genome assembly.
AUUGAAUCGCUAUGUAUCAGAAUGCAUAACAACACUGCUUACCUCGGCAAUAAACCCAGUCAUUCUGCACUCGUCAAUACAAUCCUCGAGUGUCGUGAAAUUUGUCUCGACCGAUAUCCAGAGUGUAAAUCGGUAAUAUUUUAUCGAAUAUUUUCACAAGUUAGACCUCUGUGCUAUCUUUUCAAUGAAAGCAGCGUUGAUAAAAAAGUGAUAUUGUAUCCAGAAAAACCAUUGGUUGAAAAUGAUAUUAUUAAUAUUGUGGAGAUUGCUGCGGAUUGUCAUGAGUUUGAUGCAGUACCCCCUCUUCCAAAUAUUUUUACAUCGUCUUCGGACAAAGUUUCCCGUUCAAAAAGAAAAGCAAAUAGAUACGGAUAUCCCAUUAAACGUACUGGACCAUGGACCCCAUGGACAAAAUGCCUAAAUAAUAAGACGAAAUUUCUCUACUCAGAAGUGUUUUUUCAAUGCAGAUUUUCAGAAUAUCAAAUUAGAUCUCAAGCUUGUGAAUAUGGACGAAUAAUUCAGAAAAGAGACUGCUCCACUGAUGCGUUUUCUAAAACGUUAUCAUCCGCUAUGUCAUUUAUUCCUCAUUCAACGCCAUAUUAUCCUUACCCACCACAACCAUAUGAACAUCCCAAUGAGAAUUCAAUUGAAUAUACCACUCGCUUCGCGGAACAUAUGCAACAACUGCGCAGAUCACAUGCAGAAUGUUGCAGAAGGCAAGAAUGGUAUCGCGAGCAUAGUGGGAGAGGUAACGUUACAUUUUGUCGCCACCAAUGUCCGCUACUUGAACCACUGGAUGCUAAUCAGGUUUCAAAAGAAUGGCCCCGUGCAAAUCAGCAAUAUGCUUUUUCAGAGCAAAAUCAAUAUCAAGAGUAUCGCGAAGGCCAACCCGAACUGAUUACAAUUCCCGCUCCUAACUCAUCACAGGUUACUUCUGAAGAUGAAACAGAAUCUGCUCAGGAGUCAAAUUCAGGCUUUGGGUUGCAUGGAUCAGAGACAGUAAGCCGCCUGACUGUUGAUGAACGGUUAAAGACACAUGAAAAGGAAUAUUUUCUUGGCUUGCAAUCUCGAUUGAGUGAAACUGUUGAAGAAAAGAAUUUACUGAAUGCUAAAGCAAUAGAACAGCAUAACUUUUUGCAUGAAAAUAACCAUCAACAUCAACAGCCUAAAGAUGACUAUCAGUAUCAACAACAUCAAGCAGGUUAUAGCAAUGCCAAUGAUCAGCAGCAGCAGCGAUAUGAAGCAGACCAUGUGCAACAUGGAGAGCAUUUCAAUGAACCCAUUAAAAACGUUGAAGAUGACUUUUUGGAAGGGGAAAACAAUCAGCAUCAGGAACAGAAAAGUGAUGCUGAUUUAGGACCAGGACGACCAAAUUACCGUUAUGACAACGAACUCCAGGAAACAAUUUCUACCAGUUCUAAUCAAAAGGAAAUUGCACAACCCAAAACACAUGGGUUAAGUAACAAAUCUUAUGCAUUUACGAUCUCAAAUUCAUUUCAUGAAGAGAAAGCAAGGCACUCUCAGGCUUCUCGUAAUAAAGAAAAUUUGGAUCAUUGGCUUUCAUCAACAUUAUCACCAUUUGAGUAUUCUCAUCAACAUAUAACGAAUAGCAAACAAUCCCUUAACAAGUCGGCUGAAAUUCAACCUUUAGUUUCGAGUCAAGAAUUGCAUCAAACAAGAGAAGAGUCCAACCAUCAAGUCAUGCCUCAAGUACCGUGGAAGCAACAGAAGUUACUCCAAUCUUUUACUGACGACAAAGAAUCUGUACAGUUCGAAAGUAACCACAACAGCCAGCGACCACAAUCACAUUCAGUGCAGUCUUCUGAAUAUCCACAUGAUGAAUAUUAUCAUCGAAUGCAGCAACAACUAACUGAACCAUUCAUAAAUGACGGCUUUUAUCCAGAGCAGAAGCAACAUCUUUCCGCAAAUUUGAAUACCGAUUACCAAGAUAGACAGCAACAAGGGGACAGUCAUGGUCAACACUCUCUUCAGCCUUUAGCUGAAAACUACUACUCACAACAAUAUUCAUUUAAUGGUGUGGAAAAAAAACAGCAUUCCUCAGACUACUCAACUGAUGAUUACCCUUCCCAAAAGCAACUACAACAACAGCAGCUAUCUCAACUUUCUGAUAAAUACUAUUAUCAACAACCACACCAGGAACUUUCGGACAAUUACUACCAUCGCAUACAUCAAGAACGAGAACAACUACAACAAUCUCCAGAACUGCAGGCUGAUAACCGCUACCAUAACCAACAACCUUCAGGACAAUCAAAUAAUGAUAAUUACGGUCAACAACUACAACUUUUGAAACCAUCAACUGAUGAUUAUCAACACCAAGAACAACCACAAAAGCCUUCUCAAACUUCAAAUAAUGACUAUUAUCAUCAACAGCAGCAACAACGGAAAUUUUUGGAAUCUCAAGACUAUUACCGUCAGCAAACACCACAACGAACAUCAGAAUUUUCUGGUCAUGAUUAUAAUCACCAACAGCUCAAUCUACAGCAACCACUAGAACCAGCAGCUGAUAACUACCAUCGUCAAGAACAGCAGGAGCUCUCGGAAUUAUAUAAUAAUCAGUAUUAUCCUCAGGAACAGUUACAACUAUGGCAUCCUCCAAAGCCAUCAUCUGAUGAUUAUAGUCGAUAUCAACAACCACACCAGCCUAUUGAAUCAUCUGCUGAUCAUUAUUACAAUGAACAACAGCAACAAAUUUUAGAAGCAAUAACUGCUGAAUACCAUCAAGAACGAGAACGGCAACCACAUCGACCUCCGGAACAACCCAAUGACCGUGAACAACAGCGACAACCACAACAGUCUUUAGAACCAGUAACUGAUGAUCAUUAUCAUCGAGAGCAGCAAUACAUACAGCAGCAGCCUAUGAGACAAUCAGCUGAUACCUACUACCAUCAACAACAAGAGCGUAUGGAAUCAUCCAUCACUGAUGAUUAUUACCAUCAAAGGUCACAGCAGCCUUCAGAACCAUCCACUGAUGACCACUACGGCCAACAGCAAUCUCUGGAAUCAUCAUCUGAUGACGAUCAUCGUGAACAAUUACCACAGAAAUCUUCGGAGCCGUCAGCUGACGACCAUCAUCGUCAGGAAUUGCCACAGCAACCUUUUGAACCAUCUACU